This is a messenger RNA of Oryzias melastigma (Indian medaka), 6732 nucleotides long. RefSeq names its product synaptic vesicle glycoprotein 2A (gene sv2a). Gene Ontology annotation, cellular component: membrane. The record is from RefSeq and is a predicted model, not a curated record. Gene Ontology annotation, biological process: chemical synaptic transmission; transmembrane transport. NCBI's taxonomy places the organism in Eukaryota, Metazoa, Chordata, Actinopteri, Beloniformes, Adrianichthyidae. Gene Ontology annotation, molecular function: transmembrane transporter activity. The transcript is spliced from 13 exons. Bases 429 to 2642 code for a protein of 737 amino acids.
CAAAUGAAAGGGGGAAAAAAACGCGCGUUUGCACCUGAAUAAAAUGUGACGCGGAGGCCUCAUCUGAGACCCUUCUGUAUCUGAGAGGAAGAGGAGGAAGAGGAGGAGGCGGCUGUGACUCCGUGCGCAGCUCCGCGGUGCUACGUCAGCGUCCAUCACAGGAGCGCACGCGGGAGCGCCUUUCUCCUCCUCCAGCUCUCCGGUGACUCCCUGCUCCGCGCGCAUCUUGGUCACCCUGGCACGCGCUCAUCCUCCCGCCUCAGAAAGGAUCUGAAGUUUGGGGAAGUCUGGUCCUGCUGGAGCGGGGAGCUGUCCGUGGUGCUGACUUCAGUUUGGUCCACAGACAACCUCUGCACAAACUCAUGAGCUUGGGCCGCUCCUGAUACCUCCUGUUGUCAGCACCGACUCACCACCUCGCCACAUCCAAGAUGGACGAUGACGGGCGCUACCGGGACGGCCGCUCGGACUUCAUCCGAGGCGCCAAAGACAUUGCCAAAGUUGCCAAGAAGCAGGUCGGCAAAAAGGUGGGACGUGGCGUGGACAAGAUGGCCGACGAGUACACCAGGCGCUCCUACAAGCGCUUCGAGGAGGAAGAUGAUGAUGACGACUACGCUGGCGUGCAGGGCGGCGAUGGCGGAUACUACCGAAACGACAGCCGGGCCAACGACGAUGAAGGCCACAGCGAUUCCACCGAAGGACACGACGAGGACGAUGAGAUCUACGAGGGCGAGUACCAGGGCAUCCCGAGGGCCGACUCUGUAAAAGCUGGCAGCAUGGACGGCGUGGCGGCGGCGCAGGCGCAGCAGUUCAGGGAUCUGUCGGCCUAUGAAGGCGAGAGGAGGAAAGACCAGGAGGAGCUGGCUCAGCAGUACGAGAGCAUCCUCCAGGAGUGCGGCCACGGCAAGUUCCAGUGGACCCUCUACUUUGUCCUGGGACUGGCACUGAUGGCGGACGGCGUGGAGAUCUUCGUGGUCGGCUUCGUGCUGCCAAGUGCAGAGAAGGACAUGUGUCUAUCGGAGCCAAACAAGGGCAUGCUGGGUCUGAUCGUGUACCUGGGCAUGAUGGUCGGCGCCUUCGUCUGGGGCGGCCUGGCUGACCGUAUCGGCCGACGACAGACCCUCCUAAUCUCGCUCUCCAUCAACAGCGUGUUCGCCUUCUUCUCGUCCUUCGUCCAGGGCUACAGCUCCUUCCUCUUCUGCCGGCUGGCCUCUGGUGUGGGAAUCGGCGGCUCCAUCCCGAUCGUGUUCUCCUAUUACUCUGAGUUCCUGGCCCAGGAGAAGCGAGGCGAGCAUCUGAGCUGGCUCUGCAUGUUCUGGAUGAUCGGUGGCAUCUACGCCUCGGCCAUGGCGUGGGCCAUCAUCCCUCACUACGGCUGGAGUUUCCAGAUGGGCUCGGCCUAUCAGUUCCACAGCUGGCGCGUCUUUGUGUUGGUGUGUGCCUUCCCCUCCGUGGCGGCCAUAUCUGCCCUCUCCACCAUGCCCGAGAGCCCCCGCUUCUACCUGGAGAAUGGGAAACACGACGAGGCGUGGAUGAUUCUGAAGCAGGUCCAUGACACCAACAUGAGGGCUAAAGGAUGCCCAGAGAGGGUCUUCUCUGUGACCACCAUCAAAACAGUGAAGCCCAUGGACGAGCUGGUGAACAUGGGCGACGGUGCCGCCUGGCACCAGAAGUGGAGGAUAAAGCUCACCACUCUGUUCCACCAGGUGUGGAAUAAUUUCCUGACCAUUUUCUCCCCGGAAUAUCGCCGCACCACCUACAUGAUGAUGGCUGUCUGGUUUUCCAUGUCCUUCAGCUACUACGGUCUGACGGUGUGGUUCCCCGACAUGAUCAAGUACCUGCAGAAGCAGGAGUACGCCUCGCGCACCAAGGUGUUUGUGAAGGAGAAAGUAGAACACGUGACCUUUAACUUCACCCUGGAGAACCAGGUCCACCGUCAGGGGCAGUACUUCAAUGACAAGUUCAUGAACCUGAAGAUGAGGUCCAUGGUGUUUGAGGAUUCACUGUUCGAGGAGUGUUACUUCGAGGACAUCACCUCCAGCAACACCUUCUUCAAGAACUGCACAUUCAUCGCCACCCUUUUCUACAACACUGAUCUUUUUAAGUACAGGUUGAUCAACAGUAGGCUGAUCAACAGCACCUUCCUGCACAACAAAGAGGGCUGCCUGCUGAGCGACGUCAGUGAUGAAAACAACGCCUACAUGGUUUACUUCGUCAGCUUCCUGGGCACCUUGGCGGUGUUGCCGGGUAACAUUGUGUCUGCGCUGCUCAUGGACAAGAUCGGACGCUUGAGGAUGUUAGCCGGCUCCAGCGUCAUCUCCUGCGUCAGCUGUUUCUUCCUGUCUUUUGGCAACAGCGAGUCCGCCAUGAUCGCUCUGCUCUGCCUGUUUGGUGGAAUCAGCAUCGCCUCCUGGAACUCUCUGGACGUGCUGACCGUGGAGCUCUACCCGUCUGACAAGAGAACCACAGCCUUCGGCUUCCUCAACGCUCUCUGCAAACUGGCGGCUGUUCUGGGCAUCAGCAUCUUCACCUCGUUUGUUGGCAUCACCAAAGCCGUGCCCAUCCUGUUCGCCUCGGGGGCGCUGGCGGCGGGCAGUUUCCUGGCCCUCAAACUACCAGAGACGCGGGGUCAGGUGCUGCAAUAGUGCGACACCAUCAUCUUUGCAGGGGAGGGGGGGGGGCAAGACGAGCUUUUGCCACACUGUGAAUGAAAAGCCCAAGAGCCCUCCAAAUCCUGGCCUCUAAACUCCCCAAAGUCUGCAUUAACGCGCUCAAUAUUAAGAUAAAUUCCAACUCAAAUCUGGCGAAUUUAAGGUUUUUGACAUCAUGCCAGCAGUAGAUGUUGUCCUUCUCAUUGUAACGAUGCGGCGGGGGGGUCGGUGCAGCGGAGCUCCUGAUAGAGAGCCAUGCAAAAAGACUCAUCCCAAUGACCACUAGCCAUUUUUGCAGAGUUCUCUGUGUUCCACUUCCAUUUCUGUCCCGUCUUUGAAACCAUCGUUGGACUCAAAAAUGCAACAACGUCCGGCUCGAUUUGAAGCAUUUUUGAGGUUAAAACCUGGACGCUCCCAUCGUCAUUCUCUCUCCUGAAGGUCUUGUGUUGGUGUUUUCAGAUUAACUGCCAUUUUCUAGACUAUAGAAACUUCCAGGUUUUGCUUCGGUGUGUUGUGGUGUGAACGAGCCGGGGAUGAAGCUGGGUGUGUGUUUGUGCGUGUGUGUGUGUCCGUGUAAAGCACAAAGCCGUGAACAUUUGGACGGAAGUGUUUUUAUCGUCACAGUCGCUCAUCAUUCCAGCCACGCCGUGUGUCCCAGUUGUGUGACAAGCCUAUUUCCUAUCCUUAAAGACUGCAGUGUGUGUGUCUUUUGUAUGUUUAUGAGGGUGUUAUGCAUGUGUCUCAGUCUGUACUGUACGUACCUGAAUACUGGGAGUAUUUGCCACAUAUUAGACUUUUAAUGAAAGUUCUGCUGUUUUUGUCCUCCGUGGAAGGAAGAACAAAGAACUGUUCUCAAAAAAAGUCAGGACCUGUCACAAACGAGUGAAGCAAAAAUGCAUCAACGUAGGUGUUUUAUUUGUCUGUGCUUGGAAAAGUUGUGUGAAAUUCCCUGAAAACAUCAGUGUGAACUGAUGUUUAGUGUCCAAGCUUCUUAGUGCAAUACUUCCACUUAUCUUUUUUUAUUAGAGAGCAAACUGGACGUUUAUUUUCUAUUUCAACUUGAAAUCUGUCCAUCUAUAGACCCACGAUCCUGGAAUAAACUCGUUCAUAACCCGAACAUACAUGUAAGUCAAACUAUAGUGGUGGAACACAGACUUUCAGCACAGCAGAUGAACUAACUAAAGGAUUCCUGCGUCAAAUUAGCAACCAAAAGAGCAAAAAAACUGAAGUUCUUCUGUUUCUUCGUCACGUUCUUUCAUGCGUUUCAGAAACUCCCAUGUUUUUGUGUCACAUUUAAAUCCCUUUAACCAAAUCAUUAAAAGAACUUUUGACACACUUACACCAACAUACGUGUCCUUUCAACACAUUCUCACUCCAAAGUCCUCACAUGUUGGUUAAAGGACCCUCCGCAUCACUUUUUGACUGGCUGACUGUUCCCAUUAAAACACAGGUCCAGAGCUGGAACGCGGACCGGAACCGGUACUCUAACCUGGUACUUUUUUAUGUUGUGUCUUUGUGGCAAAUGGACCUCAAGUCUGUAAUAAAGAACCUAGUACUGGUACUGGGUUAGGGAAUCGGUAUCGGGCCCGACUCAGUACCAGAUGCAGUACGGGCCUGAUAUCAGUAUUGUGUUAAGGCACCCGUUCCGGUCCGCAUCCCUAACCCAGUACCGAUACCUUAACACCGCCCAUACUGCUUCUGACGGGGCAUCCAAUGUGAACCAGCCCCGGGCAUGAACCAGUACCGGGUUAGGGGACUGGUACCAGGUUAGGGUUACCGGUUAGGGUACCGGUAUUAAUACUGGUAAUGGGUUAGGGUGCCAGUACUGGAUUUAGGGUGGCGGUAUCAGGCCUCACCUAUUACUGGUACCCAAACCCGGUAUCGGGCCAGACCCAGUACCAGUCGGUACCGGUACCCUGGGUUAGGGUACCCCAGUUAUGAUACCGGUACUGGGUAUUCUGGAAAUAAAUUCUUCAACCAAAAUAUGUUUUUAAAGCUUGUAAACUAUUAUGACUGGGUAGUACCGAAACCCUAACCCGGUAUUGAGCCUGACCCAGUACUGGCACCCUAACCUGAUAUUGGUUUGCGUCUCGGCCCGGUUCGCGCCGGGUACCAUGUCCGGUAUCAGGUUAGGGUACCGAUACCGGCUGAGUCCUGAGGGCCAGUCCCUGUGCAGUACUGCAGCUGGCACCGCGUACACCGGUACGUGUCCAGUACUGCGACCCGAGGGUUGCGGCCCCUUCGAUUUUACAAACAGCCAGCACUUAAAAAAACGACCAAUUGGGGACUCCCACCCAUCAAAAAGGUACGCGGAGGGGUCCUUAACCAAACGUCAGUAUGUGACGACUUGGCGAUGAGAAUGUGAUAGGCCUACUUACAGCUACAUACUCGUCCUUAAGCCAUCCUGACCUAAAGGGACAAGAGGUCCAAAUUCCAUCAAACAUUUAUGGUGGAUCUGAAAUAGCUUUAUGUUACAUGUUUGAUGACCUAAAACAAACAAACAAAAAAAUCAACACACGACCACAUAGGAUUAAAGCCUGUCCCAAGGUGAACACAUUCCCUUGACCUUUAACAUUACAGGGUGUAUUAUGUGGGCGUGGAAUGGAGAAACAUCCGUUGCUUAGGAAAACCAUAAAAAAUAUUUUCAAAUAGAUACACGAAAUUCGCCACGCAUGUUCAUCAUUUCCAGACAUGAAAAAAUGUCAAUGGUUGCUAUGGACCUGGUACCUUCUGGAAGCUGCUAUUGUUGAUCAAUGACCUCACCUCUGCUUUAGACAUUGUUCAGGCUUAUAAAGGAGGUUAUUAUGUGCUCAUUGGAAAUUUCCCUCUAAAAAAGGUCUCUGCUGAGGGCUGAUUGUCGUUUGUUCCACACAGGUAAUAAUAAAAGUACAGGGUCAGAGUCACAGCCACAUUCCUCCAGUCGGGAAAUGAUUUGAUUUUCUUUGAGAAAAGAAAGUAUUUUUGUCCAAACUGCCAUUUUUGUAGGAUAGCAGCCAUAUUUAGAUUCCAGUUGGCUCGAUAAACAAUGCACUAACUGCACAUCGUAGAACAUGCACAGCUGUGGAAGACCUCCAAGAAUCAUCAACGAAAGCACAGCAGCCACAACAACUCUUAGGACACGGUCUUUACUUUUGCACCCAAACUCGUUUCAUUUGUGUGCCAUGAGCACCACCGCUCUUUACUGGUUGCCAAAUAUUUUGUAAGUCCUGGUUUUAGACUUCACUCCAUAAAUUCUAUUAUAGGUAUAAAUAUGUGUAAAUAAAAUAGCUAUAAUAUAUCUAAUAAGCUUCCAUUUCCCAGAUCGUUUCAACAUUAAUGUCAGUUUUUGCCAAAAUCUUUGGGAAAAACUUUUACUUGUGGCUGCAGAAGUCACUAUUUAUCAGAUCUCCCCUAAAAAGCACACACAAAAAUACACACUGGAUUCAUAAAUAUGAAGAAAUGUACAUGUUAGUAGAAUUCAUUGAUGUAUAUUGUCCAUUGUUCCCUAUAAUGACAAAGAAAAAGGUGGUUUGGAGUCAGAAUGAUCACUUUAGAUACAUAUCUGCUUAUGUUACAGGGUUUCUUGCAGGAAAAGCAAUAAGUGUCUCCAUAUUUGUCUUUUCUGAGAAUGCUGGUGGCCGGAGCUUGUUGUUAUGGCGUUCACUCCGCAGCCGACAUUUGCGUGUAACUCUGAUGACACCCCGAUCUUCUGUCAAUGAAAACUGCAUCGCCAUCAAAUACAAAAAAAUGAAAAAUAAUACUUUGUCACUGUACUGUGCCGUAGAAACUCUAGUUGAUUGUUUGUAAGUAUAGAAACCGUGGAAUCAUAUUUAAAAAAGCUAUAAAGAGAUGUGUAAAUGAACAACGCUGUAUGUUGUCUUUGAUUUUUGUGUGUUUUGUAAAUGAGAAUGAGUUUUAAGCAAAAAAAAACAAGAAAAAACCCUCAAUGUUAAAACGGUUAUGAAUCAUAGUUAGACUCAAUGUGAACACAUGGGUUGUGUUUAAAGGUGUGUGGGAUGUUUCUUUUGACGGGGUUCUGUGACCCUCUGGAAUCUCAAUGCAUCAUGACAAAGAACCAUGAAAAAUAAACAAGUGAAAACAGAAA